GCGGAUUCUCCUUUAGCCCCCGAACUUACUGCAGAGGCACUUCCUGUGAAAGUGAAAAUUCCACAAAUCGGCAUGUAUGAUGGGACAUCAGAUCCAAAUGCACAUUUAGGCCAUUAUAUGUCUUGGAUGGAUUUACAUGGGGCUUCAGAUGCUUUGAGGUGUCGGAUGUUUUCACUUACACUGGGGCCACGAGCCCAAAAAUGGUAUUACACUCUCCCACCUCAUUCGAUUUGGAAAUGGCAACAGUUACGUGCAGCCUUCCGAUCACACUUUAUCGGUGCUCAAAUUUGUCUCAUUCCGAAAGAAUCGAUUACCAACAUUGUGCAAAAGGACGACGAGACUGUUAAAGACUACGUGGCUAGGUUCAACGACCGAAUUCAGAACAUGGAGCCCUGUCAUCCUGAAACUUUGUUAGUAACCGCUAUUGCUGGACUGAAGCCCAACUCAAAUUUUCGUUGGACCUUGUGUCAAAAUAAGCCUGCUACAUUUCAAGAGUUUCUUGUGCGAGCUCAACAGUUCAUUAUUGCUGAAGAAUCCAUGUCGGUUCCCAGUUUCGACUUUUCGGUGAAAGAAAGCAAGGCUGAACCGGAUACUAAGAAGAAGAACAAGAAGAACUUUUGGAAAGCACAAUUUCGUAACUCCUCUAAAGGAUAUGAGAAUACUCCUGAGUCUCGGGCUGCUCGUGAUCAGUAUUCAGACAACGUCAGGACAGGUUAUCAUGCCGUUUAUUCCGCCGGAGCAGCCACCAUAUAUGAAAAACUGAAAGGGAAGGGAAUUAUACCAGACCCGAGGCCUGUGAGAACUCCCGAAGACAAGUUGGACAAAACCCGGUAUUGUGCGUACCAUAAGUCUCCAGGAUACAAUACCUAUGAGUGUCUCGGUCUUUUGUCGGCACUCUUAUGUUUAAUCGGACAACCCCAGCUUCAAAAGUCUCGAAAUUUUGAUAACCGCCGGAAAGGAAGGCCCUUGGAUCUUUCAGACGAUGAAGAUGAGGACAACCGACCUGCUAACCAGAAAAGGGCUCGUGCAAACGAUAAGGAAGUUUUUACGUUUUCUACUCAUGUCGGAACCUCGACAAAUAACCACAGGAAACCUAAGAUGCGUGAUCCCGUAGAUUCUUCACAUUGUAUACCUCGAGUCAACUCCAAUAACAAACAGUUAGAUACGUCUCGACGGAAAAUCAAAGCCUAUGCCCGGGAGGCACAGAAUGCCGAGAAACGAGUCAUGAAUGUUGAUCUUCGAGAUACCAUCAACAAACGGAAUUGCCCUAUCACGUUCAGUAUUGAAGACGCUAAUUUAUUCGCUCAUCCUCAUUCCGAUGCUCUUAUCAUAACCGCCCCGAUUGGGGGGAUUCCUGUUCAUCGGAUCUUG
Molecule: messenger RNA, 1371 nt
Organism: Striga hermonthica
Lineage: Eukaryota; Viridiplantae; Streptophyta; Magnoliopsida; Lamiales; Orobanchaceae
Source: the annotation of a GenBank genome assembly